AUGUCUCUAAAAGGACAAGAAGAUUAUAUUUAUCUUUUCAAGGAUUCAUCACAUCCAGUGGAUUUGCUGGAUGCAUUCAGAACCUUUUACUUGGAUGGAUUAUUUACUGAUAUUACCCUUCAGUGCCCUUCAGGGAUAAUCUUCCAUUGUCACCGAGCCGUUUUAGCUGCUUGCAGCAAUUAUUUUAAGGCGAUGUUUACAGCUGACAUGAAAGAAAAAUUUAAAAAUAAAAUAAAACUCUCUGGCAUCCACCAUGAUAUUCUGGAAGGCCUUGUAAAUUAUGCCUACACUUCCCAAAUUGAAAUAACUAAAAGAAAUGUUCAGAGCCUGCUUGAAGCAGCCGAUCUGUUACAGUUCAUUUCAGUAAAGAAGGCUUGUGAGCAGUUUUUGGUAAGGCACCUGGAUAUUGAUAAUUGUAUUGGAAUGCACUCCUUUGCAGAAUUUCAUGUGUGUCCAGAACUAGAGAAGGAAUCACGAAGAAUUCUGUGUUCAAGGUUUAAGGAAGUAUGGCAACAAGAAGAAUUUCUGGAAAUCAGCCUUGAGAAGUUUCUCUUUAUCUUGUCCAGAAAGAAUCUCAGUGUUUGGAAAGAAGAAGCUAUUAUAGAGCCAGUUAUUAAAUGGACUGCUCAUGAUGUAGAAAAUCGAAUUGAAUGCCUAUGUAAUCUACUAAACUAUGUCAACAUAGAUAUAGACCCAGUGUAUUUAAAAACAGCUUUAGGCCUACAAAGAAGCUGCCUACUAACAGAAAACAAAAUUAGAUCUCUAAUAUACAAUUCUUUGAAUCCUAUGCAUAAAGAAAUUUCCCAGAGGUCCACAGCCACCAUGUAUAUCGUUGGAGGCUAUUACUGGCAUCCUCUCUCAGAGGUUCACAUAUGGGAUCCUUUGACAAAUGUUUGGAUUCAAGGAGCAGAAAUACCAGAUUAUACUAGGGAGAGCUAUGGUGUUACAUGUUUGGGACCCAACAUUUAUGUAACUGGGGGUUACAGGACGGAUAAUAUAGAAGCUCUUGACACAGUGUGGAUCUAUAACAGUGAAAGUGAUGAAUGGACGGAAGGUUUGCCAAUGCUCAAUGCCAGGUAUUACCACUGUGCAGUCACCUUGGGUGGCUGUGUUUAUGCUUUAGGGGGUUACAGAAAAGGAGCUCCAGCAGAAGAAGCUGAGUUCUACGAUCCAUUAAAAGAGAGAUGGAUUCCUAUUGCAAACAUGAUUAAAGGUGUGGGAAAUGCUACUGCCUGUGUCUUACAUGAAGUUAUCUACGUCAUUGGUGGCCACUGUGGCUACAGAGGAAGCUGCACCUAUGAUAAAGUUCAGAGCUACAAUUCAGAUAUCAAUGAAUGGAGCCUCAUCACCUCCAGUCCACAUCCAGAAUAUGGAUUGUGUUCAGUUCCAUUUGAAAAUAAGCUCUAUCUAGUUGGUGGACAAACUACAAUCACGGAAUGCUAUGACCCUGAACAAAAUGAGUGGAGAGAAAUAGCUCCCAUGAUGGAAAGGAGGAUGGAAUGUGGUGCUGUCAUCUUGAACGGAUGUAUUUAUGUCACUGGAGGAUAUUCCUACUCAAAGGGAACGUAUCUUCAGAGCAUUGAGAAAUACGAUCCAGAUCUUAAUAAGUGGGAAAUAGUGGGUAAUCUUCCAAGUGCCAUGCGGUCCCACGGCUGUGUUUGUAUGUAUAAUGUGUGA
Messenger RNA from Orycteropus afer afer, 1677 nucleotides. Its product is annotated as kelch-like protein 23. Bases 1 to 1677 code for a protein of 558 amino acids. The transcript has 3 exons. Lineage: Eukaryota; Metazoa; Chordata; Mammalia; Tubulidentata; Orycteropodidae. The record is from RefSeq and is a predicted model, not a curated record. Gene Ontology annotation, molecular function: protein binding.